Molecule: messenger RNA, 12079 nt
Organism: Anopheles gambiae (African malaria mosquito)
Lineage: Eukaryota; Metazoa; Arthropoda; Insecta; Diptera; Culicidae
Gene: zip
Product: myosin heavy chain, non-muscle
Exons: 13
Coding region: 3819-9713 (1964 amino acids)
Cellular component (GO): myosin complex
Molecular function (GO): ATP binding; actin filament binding; cytoskeletal motor activity
Source: RefSeq, a predicted model, not a curated record
UUUCGCGGUCUGUCGUGUCGCUCCCGUAAAACAGCAACCCGGAUUCAUUUCCAGCAUCCUUUUCUGCGAGAAGCUCGAUACACCGGUUGGCAGUGUUUUAAUUUGGCAAGUUGAGGUGCAAAUUGCUCCAAGCAGCAACACGCACGCAUGCAAUUUUUAGCGUGAGUGGUUCGGUUUGUCAAGGAGCGGCUUUCUGGGCACGCCUUGCCGCGUAGGGCCAUACAUCGGAAUGAGAGGGUCUGGUUGCGAAUGAGUAAUGGUGGCGACGGCGGUUGAUGGCGUUUUUGUGGUUGUGUGUUCGUAGUCUGGAGAACGUGUCGCUUUUACCGUGGUGCAAAAUUCGCUUUUCGAUUGAAGGUGAAGCGUGACCGUAGGAGGCUUAAACGAGUCUUCAUGUUCUCUAGAAUCUGAAGAGUCUUUCGUUUGGCCAAAGGUGUGGAAAGACAGUUUGUGCGUUGCGUGUGUACGUGUGUGUGUGUGUGUGGUGCUGUCUGGCGGCGUGAGGUAUUGUGAGCUUUAGACUGUGACUGCUGCCGGUAGUAGUGGAAAUUAAACGGUUUUUUUUCAUCUGGGACCGUUUUGUCAUAAGCCGGUAGGAAGAGCAGAAAAUGCGUUAAAUGAAACUCUAGCACAGUUGUGAGCGUGAAAAAACAAUAGUGAAUACAGAUUGCUAAAGUUUCUUUUUUUUGCCCCGUCUCCGCGAUGGCAGAAAGUUUCAUUGUGUGUGGCGGCGGCGGUGAAUGCGAACGUACGUGUGUAAGAGUGUGCGUGUGUAUGCAUGACUGUCGGCUUUUUGGAAUUGAGAAGACUCACGCUCUCGCACACUGUGGUGCUGUUGCUGGCGAGCGCGCGCGCGUUUGAAUGUGUGUGUGAGUGUGUGUGAGUGUGUAUCUGGCUGGAAGAAGCAGCGAGCGCAGGAAAGGAAGCACAAAAGACGGCUACGCGAAGCUGACGCAGCGACGACGCCGCACAGUAGUUCAAAGCGCAAGGGACGAGAGCGAAGAGUAUCGGCAUUUCGUGCAGGGCCAGGGCCGCCGCGGUUGUGUGUUGUGUUGGGUGUUUCGUUUUCUUUUAUUGUUUGCUGUUUUUGUAAAGCCUUUCCAUUUCCACUGCUACACUGCAGCUUCGAGUGGGGUGGGCGAAUUGUGCACCAGACGGGUAAUUGUCGUCCUGGAACAGUGUGGCAAGGGAGUGUGAAUAUUCUUUGUGAAAGGUAAUGGAUAGAGAAAGGUGGAUGCGAGCGCAGACACGUCUCGAACGAAUAACAUGUCGUUGCCAUUGAAAUCAAGCAACAAGGAACUGCGGGGAAGAUGUGUGUAGCGGAUGGGACAGGAACAACAGCCUUCUAGAUCGCCAAACAGUGCCAAGAGUUAUCUGGUUUCUUUUGCGAAUUCCACCAGGCACAUCCUUUCAACGGCAGUUUCGCUCCAUUCGCGGUGAAAAGUGUGCAUUUCAGCUAGAUUUGUCGUUGAAAUGUGUAGUUAAGUCCAAUGGGAAAGGGACGUGCAGUGUCCAUGGAACAGGUCUGACUUUGGGUGUGGUGUGUAGGAGGCGACGACAAAGGCUAGACGCAAGAAGAAAGACGUGAAAAGCGAAAGAAAAGAAAUAUCUGUCCGGACAGAAGGAACAACGACAGAAGGCUUUUGGAGCACGUUUGCUUGACGGCGAGCUAACCAACACACACACCACAACACCACCACCACCAAUUUGCGACUGUGUAAGUGCCCGCGUGGUAGAACGAGUGAGAGGAUAGCGUGAGAAUGAGAAACACAAAAAUGGCUAUACGCUUGAUACGUGUGAAGAGAGGGCAGGUGUAAGGUGAUAGCGUGUGCGCGAGCGUGUGUUGUGUGUGCACGUGAGUGCAUGUGUGUUAGUUGGUGGUGUUGUGUGUUGGUACUCGGAAACGGAAAGCAACUGACCUCACUGCCUGCCCAGCCCACUUCCUUCCACCAUCCUUCUUCCACUCUUUCGGUCAGGCUCAGUCAGGAAGGAAGGAAGAAGAAGAAGGGUGCAUGGGUUACGGGUGACAGAUGAAGAGAGGGCGGGUGGAUCGGACGCACACACCGGCAUAGAAGGGAAGCAAAAUGAACACGCAGCAACCCGUGAAAACAGUGGCGAAGCGAUGAAGCAGCCCAAAAGCGGAUGAAUGCACGCGCGUCGAGCCUUUAAGCUCGAGCCACACAACCACAGAUACACACAUACUCACCAGGUGACUGUAGGGUGAGGGUGGGGCAGGAGACGAGCGUGUGGCUCUUUUGCGCAAACUUUGAAUGGUUAUUGUUUUUGGAUCGGGCGCGGUGGCGUGUGCAGCUGUUCGGGAAAGUCUGUCUAAAUGGUAGAAUAUUUUAGUUCUGGAUCGAAGCAAGCUGAUCGUGGGGAAGAUUUCGUGGAAAAGAAGAGGAAACGCGUGAACUCCAUUCUGUUCUGUGCGCUACGUUACCUGUCAGCUGAUUUUAAUUUGGCAAAAAACGGUUUAAUUUAAAAACGCAUAACCUCUUUGGAACUGUUGUUUGGUGCGCUAUGCCAUUUUCCCUUUUUUGGACAAUUUUUAUGCAAUGAUGUGCAACAUGGUUUGCACUUUGACCUUUAUUUUUUUUUCUGUACAAACAUUCUGCCUCACCCCUACAACCGAUGGCAGGCGGGUGUGGUAUGCAUUGCACGUUUUUAAAGAUCCUGCAGACUUUAAAGUGGCGGGGGCUGCUUGGUGAUGGAGCACCACGGAGUGAACACAUUGCAUUUAAAAAAAACGUUCAUUUCAAAGGACCAUUGCAGAAUUGUGUGCAGAAAGAAAGGCUGGGGGGGGGGGGGGAGAGAAUUGAACAUGCGACUGUCACCUGCUCCGUUCCGUCUCUUUCUAUACAACGCAUGCGAAUGGCUUAUCGUUGCUAGCGCGCACUCUUUCUCAAAUCCAUCCGUCGGCUGCUUUCCCUCUCGCUUGCUCAGCGCGAGCGCGAAAGGGUUACUCUGGAGAGGGCGCCGCACGCGAGAGAUGCGUUCGCACAGAGCGUUCGCGCGCCCCCUUUCGGAAAGGGGGAUGGAGCACUAACCCCGCCGAGCGUAGCGUAGCGAGCGGAAGAACAGAAAAGGAAAGCAAUACACCCCACCCGGGGGGGUCGGUGGUGAUGGUGGUGUGGUGCGUGUGUGACGUUCCCCACCAUCGUCUCGAGCGAGGAGCUAGGCAGUGUUUGGUUGGGCCAAAAGCAACGCGCUCGGGAAAUUGUUCACUCAUUCGACAAAGUGCAAAGUGACCGAGCAGUCGUGUCGCGACACCGUCUCUCAUCGUCACCCGGGAGUCACAAACAAGUAUGAGAUUCUUGUGUGUGGCGUUGGAGAAUUGAGCGAAACACAGUGGAGAAGGAAAGGUGAAAAAAUAAAUAAAAAAAUAACAAAAGGCCUAGAAGCUGUCCGUGCUCUCGACCGUUUUUGUUGAUGGUAGUGUGCGUGCGCAGCUGUGAAUGUGUUGUGUAGAACGGCGGAGAAGAAAGAGCAUGAAAAUUAUUGUGAGUGAGUGAAACCGUAACCGACGACCGUAGUAACCUAACAGCAAGCAAAACGUAAAGAUCGGCCAACGAUCGUGUGUUGUAUAUUGAUUUUAAAACCCCCCAUUUUAAAAACGUGUGUGCAUAAACCUUCAUCAUCAACUGCAAACCCAUCAACUCCCUCUUUUGGGUGUGUGUGUUUUUUUGUGUUUUUGUGUGUGCGUGUUUGCGUGUGUGCAAGUGAGCGAACGCUGUUGUAACUGUUCUGGACGGAGCUGAUUAAGAGAGGAAAAAAAAAAACACACACAGGAUAAUCCAUCCCUUCCCCCGAUAGCAACGAUGGCUGAAGAUCUGCGAGACCGCAAUGAUCCGGAGCUGAAAUAUCUGUCCGUGGAGCGGAACUCUUUCAACGAUCCGGCCACGCAAGCCGAGUGGACACAGAAGCGGCUAGUUUGGGUGCCGCAUGAAUCACAGGGCUUCGUCGCUGCCAGCAUCAAAGGCGAGCGUGGCGAUGAGGUGGAGGUCGAGCUUGCCGAAACCGGCAAGCGCGUCCUGGUACUUAAGGAUGACAUCCAGAAAAUGAACCCGCCCAAAUUCGACAAAGUCGAAGAUAUGGCCGAGCUGACGUGCCUGAACGAAGCCUCCGUCCUGCACAACAUCAAGGACCGAUACUACUCCGGUUUGAUAUAUACAUACUCGGGGCUGUUCUGCGUGGUGGUCAACCCGUACAAGAAGCUGCCCAUCUACACCGAGAAGAUCAUGGAGAAAUACAAAGGCAUCAAACGGCACGAGGUGCCACCACACGUCUUUGCGAUCACAGACACCGCCUAUAGAUCGAUGCUUCAAGAUCGAGAGGACCAAUCCAUUCUUUGUACCGGCGAGUCGGGCGCUGGUAAAACCGAGAACACAAAGAAAGUUAUCCAGUAUUUAGCGUACGUCGCUGCAUCGAAACCGAAGGGAUCCGUCGCGACACCAACGCCAGCCCUGAUCAUUGGUGAAUUGGAGCAGCAGUUGCUUCAGGCGAACCCCAUUCUGGAAGCGUUCGGUAACGCCAAGACGGUGAAGAACGACAACUCGUCCCGUUUCGGUAAAUUCAUUCGAAUAAACUUUGACGCUUCGGGCUACAUCUCGGGCGCCAACAUCGAGACGUAUCUGCUGGAGAAGUCACGUGCCAUUCGCCAGGCGAAGGAUGAGCGUACAUUCCACAUCUUCUACCAGCUGCUGGCGGGCGCGUCGCCCGAACAGCGCGAGCGCUUCAUCCUGGACGACGUGAAGACGUACCCGUUUCUGUCGAACGGUGGGCUGCCGGUACCGGGCGUGGACGACUAUGCCGAGUUCCAGGCCACGGUCAAGAGCAUGAACAUUAUGGGCAUGACGUCGGAGGACUUUAACUCGAUCUUCCGCAUCGUGAGCGCGGUGCUACUGUUCGGCUCGAUGACGUUCAAGCAGGAGCGCAAUUCCGACCAGGCCACGCUACCGGACAACACGGUCGCCCAGAAGAUUGCGCAUCUGCUCGGGCUGAACGUGACGGACAUGACCAAGGCAUUCCUGACGCCCCGCAUCAAGGUGGGCCGUGACUUUGUGACGAAGGCACAGACCCGCGAGCAGGUGGAGUUUGCGGUGGAGGCGAUCGCUAAGGCGUGCUACGAGAAGAUGUUCAAGUGGCUGGUGAACCGGAUAAAUCGGUCGCUCGAUCGUACCAAGCGGCAGGGUGCAUCGUUCAUCGGCAUCCUCGAUAUGGCUGGUUUCGAAAUCUUCGAGCUGAACUCGUUCGAGCAGCUGUGCAUUAACUACACGAACGAGAAGCUUCAGCAGCUGUUCAACCACACCAUGUUCAUCCUGGAGCAGGAGGAGUACCAGCGGGAGGGCAUUGAGUGGAAGUUCAUUGACUUUGGGUUGGAUCUGCAGCCGACGAUCGAUCUGAUCGACAAGCCGGGCGGCAUUAUGGCGCUGCUGGACGAGGAGUGUUGGUUCCCGAAGGCAACGGACAAGUCGUUCGUGGAGAAGCUGGCAGCCGCCCACUCCAUGCAUCCCAAGUUCAUGAAGACCGAUUUCCGUGGCGUGGCCGACUUUGCGGUCGUGCACUAUGCCGGCAAGGUGGACUACUCCGCCACGAAGUGGUUGAUGAAGAACAUGGAUCCGCUGAACGAGAACGUGGUGUCGCUGCUGCAGGCGUCGCAGGAUCCGUUCGUGGUGCAGAUCUGGAAGGACGCCGAGAUUGUCGGUAUGGCCCAGCAGGCCCUAACGGACACACAGUUCGGUGCGCGCACGCGCAAGGGUAUGUUCCGUACGGUUUCGCACCUCUACAAGGAGCAGCUGGCCAAGCUGAUGGACACGCUGCGCAAUACCAACCCGAACUUUGUGCGUUGUAUCAUUCCGAACCACGAAAAGCGUGCCGGCAAGAUCGAUGCUCCGCUCGUGCUGGACCAGCUGCGCUGUAACGGUGUGCUCGAGGGUAUCCGUAUCUGCCGCCAGGGCUUCCCGAACCGCAUUCCGUUCCAGGAGUUCCGCCAGCGCUACGAGCUGCUCACGCCAAACGUCAUCCCGAAGGGCUUCAUGGAUGGUAAGCGAGCCUGCGAGCAGAUGAUCAAAUCGCUCGAGCUGGACAGCAACCUGUACCGCAUCGGUCAGUCGAAGAUCUUCUUCCGUGCGGGCGUGCUGGCGCAUCUGGAGGAGGAGCGUGACUACAAGAUCACGGACCUGAUCGUCAACUUCCAGGCGUUCUGCCGUGGGUUCCUUGCCCGCCGCAACUACCAGAAACGGCUGCAGCAGCUGAACGCGAUCCGCAUCAUCCAGCGUAACUGUGCCGCUUACCUGAAGCUGCGCAACUGGCAGUGGUGGCGCCUGUACACGAAGGUGAAGCCGCUGCUGGAAGUGACCAAGCAGGAGGAAAAGCUGGUGCAGAAGGAGGACGAACUGCGCCAGAUCCGCGACAAGCUCGAGAACUUGUCGAAGAACUCGCAGGAGUACGAGAAAAAGUACCAGCAGGCAAUGGAGGAGAAGACGCACCUUGCCGAACAGCUGCAGGCUGAGAUUGAGCUUUGCGCUGAAGCGGAAGAGGGUCGGGCCCGGUUGGUCGCUCGCAAGCAGGAGCUGGAAGAGCUGAUGCAGGAUCUGGAGUCGCGAAUAGAAGAGGAGGAGGAGCGUGUGAACGCGCUGACCAGCGAGAAGAAGAAGCUGCAAAUCAACAUUCAGGAUCUGGAGGAGCAGCUGGAGGAGGAAGAAGCCGCGCGCCAGAAGCUGCAGCUGGAGAAGGUACAGCUCGACGCUAAGCUGAAGAAAAUGGAGGAAGACGUCGCGCUGAUCGAGGACCAGAACCACAAGCUGGUGAAGGAGAAGAAGCUGCUCGAGGAGCGUGCCAACGACCUGUCCCAGACGCUGGCCGAGGAGGAGGAGAAGGCGAAACAUCUUGCCAAGCUGAAGGUGAAGCACGAGUCGACGAUCGCGGAGCUGGAGGAGCGUCUGCUGAAGGACCAUCAGCAGCGCCAGGAAGCGGACCGCUCGAAGCGCAAGAUUGAGACGGAGGUGGCAGACUUGAAGGAGCAGAUCAACGAGCGACGCAUGCAGAUUGAGGAGAUGCAGCAGCAGCUGGUGAAACGCGAAGAGGAACUGGCACAAACGCUCGUACGCAUCGACGAAGAGUCGGCGGCAAAGGCUGCGGCUCAGAAAACGCAGCGCGAGCUCGAAUCGCAGCUGGCCGAAAUUCAGGAGGAUCUCGAGGCGGAAAAGCUCGCUCGCUCCAAGGCUGAAAAGCAGAAGCGUGAUCUGAACGAAGAACUCGAGGCGCUGAAAAACGAACUGUUGGAUUCGCUGGACACCACUGCUGCACAACAAGAACUGCGUUCGAAGCGUGAACAGGAGGUGGCCACCCUCAAGAAGACCCUGGAGGACGAGUCGGCCAACCACGAGUCAACGCUGAUGGACAUGCGUCACAAACAUGCGCAAGAGAUUUCCUCCAUUAACGAACAGCUGGAAAAUCUGAAGAAGAUGAAGGGCGGAUUGGAGAAGAGCAAACAGCAGCUCGAGGCGGAAAAUGCGGAUCUUGCUACCGAAUUGCGCAACGUCAACCAAUCGCGCCAGGAGAACGAUCGUCGACGCAAGCAGGCGGAAACACAGAUCGCCGAGUUGCAGGUGAAACUUGCGGAUGUGGAUCGUGUUCGUGUCGAGCUGCAGGAUAAGGUGACCAAGCUGCAACAAGAAUCGGAAAACAUUACACAACAACUGGACGAAGCUGAGCUGAAGGCUUCCGCUGCGAUCAAGAGCGCCGGCAAUCUGGAGAGCCAGUUGACCGAAGCGCAACAGCUGCUGGAGGAGGAAACGCGUCAGAAGCUUGCCUUGAGCUCCAAGCUGCGUCAAAUCGAGUCGGAGAAGGAAGCGCUUCAGGAGCAGCUGGAAGAGGACGAGGAGGCAAAGACUAACUACGAGAAGAAGUUGGCCGAGCUGAACUUUACCAUCCAGGAGAUGAAGAAGCGCUCCGAGGAGGACUCGGACAUUGCCAAGGAGCUGGAAGAGUCGAAGAAGAAGAUGAACAAGGACAUCGAGACGCUGCAGCGCCAGAUCCAGGAGCUGCAGGCUGCCAACGAUCGUUUGGACAAGAGCAAGAAGAAGAUCCAGUCCGAGCUGGAGGAUGCCACGAUCGAGCUUGACACGCAGCGCACCAAGGUGUUGGAGCUGGAGAAGAAGCAGAAGAACUUCGACAAGGUGUUGGCUGAAGAGAAGGCCAUCAGCGAGCAAGUGGCCCAGGAACGCGACGCAGCAGAACGUGAGGCGCGCGAGAAGGAAACGAAGGUUCUGUCACUUACCCGCGAGCUGGACGAAGCGUUCGAGAAGAUCGACGAGCUGGAAACGAAACGCAAGGGUCUGCAGAACGAGCUGGAUGAGCUGGCAAAUACACAGGGAACAGCCGACAAAAACGUGCAUGAGCUAGAGAAGGCGAAGCGGGCCCUCGAGAGCCAGCUGGCCGAACUGAAAGCACAAAACGAAGAGCUCGAGGAUGAUCUGCAGCUGACCGAGGACGCCAAGCUGCGGUUGGAGGUUAACAUGCAAGCCCUGCGCGCACAAUUCGAACGCGACAUUCAGGCGAAGGAGGAGCAGUCGGAAGAGAAGCGGCGCGGGCUGGUGAAAGCUUUGCGCGAUCUGGAAGCCGAGCUGGACGAGGAGCGCAAACAGCGUGCGGCAGCGGUCGCUGCUAAGAAGAAGCUCGAGGGCGACCUGAAGGACAUGGAGGCGACGCUCGAAAUGAACAACAAGGUGAAGGAGGAUGCCCUGAAGCAGGCCAAAAAGCUGCAGGCCCAGAUCAAGGACGCCAUCCGUGACGCCGAGGAAGCUAAGGCGGCUAAGGAGGAGUUAGCUGCCAUUAGUAAGGAGUCGGAGCGCAAGGUGAAGACGCUCGAGGCGGACCUGAUGCAGCUGACCGAGGAUCUGUCCAGCUCGGAACGGGCGCGCCGUGCCGCGGAGGGCGAACGCGACGAGCUUCUGGAGGAGAUCAAUUCCAACUCCAGCAAGGGUUCGCUCAUGAUCGACGAAAAGCGACGCCUGGAGGCCCGCAUUGCCGCCCUGGAGGAGGAGCUCGAGGAGGAGCAAUCGAACCUCGAGCUAAUGGUGGACCGAAACCGCAAGGCCCAGCUCACAAUCGAACAGCUCACCACCGAGCUGGCGACGGAGAAGUCGAACUCGCAGAACAACGAAACCCUCAAGUGCGGCCUGGAGCGACUGAACAAGGAGCUGAAGGCGAAGCUGUCCGAGCAGGAGACGGCACUGCGCACGAAGCUGAAGGCGGCAACGGCCGCCUCGGAGGCGAAGAACUUGAACCUGGAGAAGCAGCUCGAAAACGAAACAAAGGAACGGUUGGCCGUGCAGAAGGCUAACCGCAAGCUGGAGAAACGCAUCAAGGAGCUGACGAUGAACAUCGAAGACGAGCGACGACAUGCCGAUCAGUACAAGGAGCAGAUCGAAAAGGCCAACAACCGCAUGAAGACGCUGAAGCGCAACCUGGACGAGGCGGAAGAAGAAAUCCAGAAGGAAAAGACACUGAAACGAAAGGCCCAGCGCGAGUGCGAAGAUAUGCUUGAAAGCCACGAAGCGCUAUCGCGGGAAGUGAAUGCGCUCAAAUCAAAACUGAGACGAGGUGGUGCAAUGGGCAGUUUGAGCUCGACCCGAUUGACGCCGAAGCGCGAGAACGACUCGAUCUCGGUGCAGGAUGAAUCGCUCGAUGGCGAAGAUAACAGCAACUGACGAAAGACGUCUUCCAAUGGCAACAAACAGCAGCAGCAGCAGCAACAGUAGUAGUAUCAUUCGCAAACAAAACACCAACACAAAACUCUACCAACCACCAUUCCGGCAAACCUUUUUACGGAGGAUCGAGUGAGCGACAGUUAGCGAGAGAGAGAAAGGGAGGAAAAGGACAGCGCGCAACAACAAAAACUGAAACCAACAGGUGGUUAGGCCGUAAAUCGGUGUGUUUACCAGCAAUAACGGGACGAGCAAAACGCUUUUUGCGGUGUGGGUAACGUAGAAAAUGCAAUUAAAGUAUCAAAAACAAACGACCGCACACAGACAAACACACACACACGGACAGGGAAGGAUAUAUCAUCGACAUUUGCAAUAAUGUACAUUUUUCUAACAAUACAUUUACUGCAACUAUUUACCAUCGAAGUAGUUAACGGUUUCCGGUUUGUUGACUGACGGGGGGACUGUGUGGUAACUGUGGCGCCAUGUGUUAUGUGUGAGUGUGUGCGCGCGCGUAAUAAGGAGAUGAUUUCCUUUCUAUGUUUUCCACGCUUUCCAUCCCUCCCUGUCGUGCAUAUCUGGCUAAUAUAUUGUACGUACGCUUUAUAUCAAAGUUGAUUUUUAUGUAAAAUGCGCAACAAUUGUGUGUGUGCGUGUGUGUUUGUGUUGGUGGGGAAGGUGCAGCGAGCGCGUAUUUGUUCACAUUCCUGAUACUUUUGUGAUGAGCCAAGGAUAAAACAUCAUAUCUUAAAAUGGGUUUUAAAAGUAACGUUUAUGUUGCCCGUUUGUUUAUUUCCUAUUUUUUUUAAAUAAUGCAAUUCCUUUGUCCUCUUUACACGCGAGUUGACAGUGACAUGAAGAAGUAAAGCGGGAGAGUGCAUUUAUUGGGGGGGCAGUGGAGACACCGAAUCCUAUCGAGCACAAUACCUACCGAAAUGGCUGAUUGGGAAGGGAAGGGAAUGACAGCGCCAAGACGAGCGAAUGAUGAUGAUGAUGUUAAAAGUAUCUGUGUGCGUGUUUACCGUUAGCAAAGUGCCAUGUUUAAUAACAAUCAAAUCUAGAUAGAUUGGGAAAAAACGGGAGAGAGGGGAAAGACAUGAAAGAAGAACCCCAAAACAGCGAAAGAUUGUUAGAUGAAUGGAUUGAAGUGUAGUAAAGUGCUCAUUAAAUGGGCACUUGCAGUUGCAGUCGUCUGUCAUUCCCGCGCCCAGCUCUCGUCAAAGGGAUCACGGUCCCCCCAUCCUCUACGAUCUUUUGACCCUUGUUGUGUCCCUUUUUGGCUCGCGUUAUGCUGGUUUUUUGCCCCUCCGCAUCUCCUCGAUUAGCCGGCAAUGAGUGUGUUUGUGUGUGAGUGUGUGCGCACACUUUGUCCAUGUGUUUAUUUGUUAAGUUGUUGUGUCGAUUGUUUCAAUGUCAAAAAGCCCAAUCAAUUCACCACCUUGCUGGCAAAUGUUGUUGACGGUGUUGUGAGCAGCGGCGAUGCGUCGGUACUCUAGAUGAAGAGAAGCACUUAAUAAGGGGAAGAAGGUUCAUCACGCACACUGGCGUUUGCUCUUAGCAUAGUGUAAAGGGAGGUGAAAAAGAUAAAAAAAAGAUUGAAUAGAGAGAGAAACAGAAAGCAUAAUGGAAAAAUGGAAGAUGAUCGUUAAAUAGCAAGAAAAAGAGAGAGAGAGAGAAAGAACGAGAAAAUGCGCAGCAGGAUUUUCUGUUUUGGGUUUAUUAUUUUUUAUUUCGUAUUUUCUGAUUUUGAUUAUUAUUUAAUGUUUUUUUAAUUCUUUCUAUUUUCGUCCUUUAUUUAACUGUGUAUUAUUACUUUUAUAAUUAUGAUUAUUAUUACUAUUACUUUAAAAAAUCGAAUCGAUCCACAAUUCCGCCGCCGCCGCCGUUGCAGAGCGCAGAAAAGCCUUGAAAAUGAAUCGAAUUCCUUACGCUGUGUGAGAGGAUGGUUUAAACACGAGAUAUAGAGAUUGCACGGGAGAGAGAAGGAGUGAGAAGGGAGGAUAAAUACGCCACCACCAACAUGUCCUUAGAAGGAACUACACCCGUUUUGCUACUGUACUGUAUCGCUACACACCGCUCUCCUAAUCAAAAUGCGACAACAAAAGUUGGCGCAAACACGUCGAACUCUAUACGAAUGAUCACUCACAAAAGCAACACCGGACCUCCUCGCUCGCCGCCUUCUCACCCGCUCCCGUUUUUCUACAUCCUCCACCGCCUUCCUAUCCCCUUUCCCAUGUUACAUACAUUUAAUAAGCCCCAUGUACUUUUUUAUAGGAAAGAAGAUGAUGAUAAAUCGGACACACAGCUGUGCGUUUGCAGCAAAUGAUUAAAAUUGAUAAUAAAAAUAUCGUUUAAAUAUUGAAAACAUUAAA